Sardina pilchardus (European sardine) is the source of this 3091-nucleotide messenger RNA. RefSeq names its product ATPase H+ transporting accessory protein 1 like a (gene atp6ap1la). The record is from RefSeq and is a predicted model, not a curated record. The transcript has 7 exons. NCBI's taxonomy places the organism in Eukaryota, Metazoa, Chordata, Actinopteri, Clupeiformes, Clupeidae. Bases 1 to 1005 code for a protein of 334 amino acids.
AUGGCACAACAAAGGAUUUUUACGUGUUUUAUUUUAUUUUUGUUUAUUUUCUUCAGUCUUGCAUCGUCGUACAGUCAAGUGCCUACCACUGUACAGAGGAGUUUGGAUGCCGCCUCACCUCAAACCAGCAAUGUCAGAAAUGAUGGAGAGGGCAGUGGAGGCACCAGAGCCUCGAAAGGGGAAAGCACAUCGCUUGCUGCUGAAAACCCACCGAAAAAUGUCCUGCAGCCAUAUGGAUGGUGGUUGUACUCGCCUCUGCACACCAAACGGAAGCUGCUCCAGGCCCCUGGAUCCAUCCUGCCCUAUUCCCCCCUGAAGGUGAUAUACAACGGCAAGAUGUGUAUCCUCUUCAGAGCUCGCAAGCUGGCCAUCAGGUACAAGAAUUACACUCUGGUGGACCUCACAGAGAGGGCUUUUGGCCCAGAGGCACAGGUGGACACCAAAGGCUCAUCCUGCAGCAAAGACAAAGCCACUCUCAUCAUGCGCUUUGGGGAUGUAGAGGACCUAAGAGGGUUAGCUAUCAGACUGCAGAUGUCCAACACAUUUUAUGAGUCAGCUGGGCAGAACUGGUUCACUCUAGAUAGCGUCCACAUCCACUACAACUGGACACAUGAGGCCACUUUCAAUGCCACUGAUGUCUAUGCCCCUUCAACCAACUCAUACCACUGCCAACAUGUCAGUAGCCUCCAGAAAUAUGACACCCUCCUGGUGCCAAGCUCCAAUACUGAUAAUGCUGCAAACUGGCACAUCACAUUCACUGACUUUCAGAUUCAAGCUUUCAAUGUCCUCUCCAACAAGUUUGCCUCUCCCAGUGACUGUGCGACAUUUUUCACUCCAGCCAUCCUGAUGGGUCUGAUAACCUCUCUGAUCCUGCUGCUAGUUCUGGCGUACGCACUGCACAUGGUGGUGCACCUCAAGCACAUCGACCGCUAUGAAGAGCACAAGACCACUGUCUACUUCCCCCGUAGUACAGAAGCUGAAUGCACAGAGAAAAGCAACUUGUGAGCACAGGUUCCUCAUGUCCCCUCAACCUAGCCCAACUCCCUGAGCCCCUCUGAGAGACAGGCAGCUCUGUGAUGUCUGAGGGAUGCACCCUCCGUGGAAGCCACUGACAUGACUACAGAUCAAGCGUUCUCUCCUGCACUGAAACAGGGGGCACAGAGUUAUGGACUAUUCAUUUACGGUGCCGAGCUGUUGAAUUCCUUUGACUGGGCAGAUUCUGUUCUGACUAUUUCACAAGUUCCAGUGGAUAUGGACAGUGUUGGAAGGCAUAUGCCUCUUUCAUUUGUUGAAAAAAAACAUCUUAAUUGAUGAAGAGGAAAGAAGGAAUGAUCUAUGACCAGCUAAUAUUGCAUAUAAGCUUUUGGAUGAAAUUCAAAAUGAAAUUAGCACAACAUGUAUUUAUCCUGCACUUCCAACAUCAGUAUUAGCACAACAUUUAUGAUAUGGUUAGGCUACAACCAAUUUAUUUUAAAAAGCCAUUCAUGUUUUAUAGGGGUAAAAGAAACAGGUAUGUUACUCUGUUCAAAUUGUUGUUUGUUCUGUCUAUAAGAAUGACAAUGUAUUCUUGAUGUCCAUUACUUUUUUAAUUCUGAGUUAAUAAAAAGGGUUACACUUUACUUGCAGGUAUCUACAUAAGAGUGACAUAACACUGUCAUGAACGUGUCAUAAACAUAAAAGUUUAUGACAGAACGUUUCUAUCAUUAAGUGUUAUUUGGUUUUUGUCAAGUUAGGGUUAGGGUUCCUGAGUCAUGACAGUUUCAUGUGAUCGUGACUGUGUCAUGUCACUCUUAUCUAGAUGCGUGUUACCAUAAAAAGACUAUAGUUGUGAACAUAGUAGAUUCCUACUUUACAAUCAGCUGUUUUGACUGUAAAAAAUGGCCUAAAAUGAGGUUGAGCAAUGACUUUGUUUCCAUGCACACCAUAUUCCGGUUUUAUUCAGAAUAAUCACAAUAUUCCGAUUAUGCAUGAGUCAUGUAAACACCUUAUUCCAGCUGCCAUAACCAGAUUAAGCUCAUAUUCUGAAUACUGAAAAACGGAAUAACAGCCGUAUGCCUCUUUUAGUCAGAAUAUUGUGGCAUGUAAACACAUUAGUCGGAGAAUGCCCCUUACUAAAUACUACAUUCCACCUGUGCAUGUUCAUGCAAGGAAUUUUGGUUUGAUGCCCUGACAUUUGGCCAACCAUGAAAAGUGUGGCAAAAAGUUUGUACUUUGAGAGUGAAUAUAAGGUCGAUUUAUUUAUUAAAACCUUAAAGUUUUUCAGAUGGAAUUUAUAAAUGGAUGAAAGUAGGCUAUUGCUCAACAACGCAGGUUUUCUGUUCACUGCAGAUGAAGAAUUGGUGAAAACAACUGAAAGAGCCCUAUUAUGAGGCUAAAAUGAUAGAAAAAAAAAACAACGGUGGCUCUAAUCUGGCCAUGAAUGAAAUUCGGGGGCAGGGACCAUGUAGACAUCAUGAUGCAGAUACUUGCACCGCUGCUUUAUUUCAGCAUAAUGCUGAUAACGGGAAUAUUCCAUUUCUGCUUGACAUGGAAACAUCUUAUUCUGAAUAUUGCCACCAGAAUGGUCCUUAAUCGGAAUUAGGGUUGCAUGAAAACAUAGUCAAUGUUUCUUCAAUGGUUUGCAGCUUAUACUGUACAUGCCAUUGCAUUGAGUAAUUAUGUUACUGGUUCUUCAUUGGGAAGAUGUGCUUUUGAAUAUGUCUUUGAAUUUGUGAAAAUUGUAUCUUGAUUCUGGUUUUGUAAGUUGCUUUUAUGUUUUUUUGUGUUAACAAAGAUGUGUAUUCUUUUAAGAUGAGCCAUGGACAGUUUUGUUAAACUCCAAAUUAAGUCCUUUCCAUUAAAUCUGCAAGUCAUUGAAUUCACCAAGCUAAUGCAAACAACAUCAACAGCUUACUGUUGUGUAGUGUCAUGCAGCAUGCCUGUGGCUAGAAAAGACAUCAUAGCACAAUAACCAGAUGAUUAGCAUUGUGCAAUGUAUAUUGGCAAUAAUCAUACAAAAUGAAAGGGGUAAACAAAUGUUCUUGGGCAAAUGUAAUUAUUUCCUUUCUCUCUUGCUUUCUUUCUUAUUUGACGAUGGUGGAAUAAAAUCUUU